Rhagoletis zephyria (snowberry fruit fly) is the source of this 651-nucleotide messenger RNA. Lineage: Eukaryota; Metazoa; Arthropoda; Insecta; Diptera; Tephritidae. The record is from RefSeq and is a predicted model, not a curated record.
AUGAAAGUAGACCCUGAAAACUUGGUCAGAGGCGAAGAUGGUCCGAAAGGCGAUCCUGGUGAUGUUGGAGACAGAGGAAUGAGAGGUUUUCCAGGACGUGAUGCAAAAGACGGUCUCCCAGGCAUUCCAGGACUUAGAGGAGAUAGUGGGCGUGAUGUUUACUCUCCUCCCGGGCCUGAAGGCUUUAAAGGCCAUCAGGGCCCUCCCGGAGACCAAGGUCCUAGAGGCGUGGGUGGUCCUAUUGGAAAAAGAGGCCAAGAUGGACUUCCAGGACUUCCUGGAGUUAAGGGCGAAAAAGGUAGCAGAGGAGACGAUUCUUUAACUGGGCCAAGAGGCGUUGACGGCAUAAGUGGGAAAGAUGGAGAAGUAGGCGAAAGAGGUCCUGAUGGUAGUCAGGGCCCUGGAGGCGAUGCUGGAAGUCCUGGCAUAAUUGGACCUAGAGCCUUAACACUAAUAUUUGUGCAUUUGUUUACAGGUGAUUCUGGUCGUCAAGGCCUGAAUGGAGUGAAAGGAGUAAAAGGCGAACCAGGUGACUCUGUAAGAGGCUACCCGGGCCCGGUUGGGCGCCCCGGAAUCGACGGAUUUGACGGCAAUUCUGGUGAUAAAGGCGACGACGGAAUUACUGGAAGUCCGGGUAUAUUUGGCGCCAAA